AAAGGACCAGCUUGCUCUUUGCCGCAUCUACUGCGAGAAUGAAGACCAUUCUCAGCAAUCAGACUGUCGACAUCCCAGAAAAUGUCGACAUUAACUUGAAGGGACGGACAGUUAUUGUGAAGGGCCCCAGAGGCACCCUGCGGAGGGACUUCAAUCACAUCAAUGUAGAACUCAGUCUCCUUGGAAAGAAAAAGAAGAGGAUCCGUGUUGACAAAUGGUGGGGAAACAGAAAGGAACUGGCCACUGUUCGCACAAUCUGUAGUCACGUACAGAACAUGAUCAAGGGUGUUACACUGGGCUUCUGUUACAAGAUGAGGUCGGUGUAUGCCCACUUCCCCAUCAACGUUGUUAUUCAGGAGAAUGGUUCUCUUGUGGAAAUCCGAAAUUUUUGGGGUGAAAAAUACAUACGCAGGGUUCGAAUGAGGCCAGGGGUUGCCUGUUCAGUAUCUCAAGCCCAGAAAGAUGAGUUGAUUCUUGAAGGAAAUGACAUUGAACUUGUGUCAAAUUCAGCUGCUUUGAUUCAGCAAGCCACCACAGUUAAAAACAAGGAUAUCAGAAAAUUUUUGGAUGGUAUCUAUGUAUCUGAAAAAGGAACAGUUCAGCAGGCUGAUGAAUAAGAUCUCAGUGAUCUGCAGAAACAACAAGAUAGCAGAUGGUUCUAUGGAUUCAGUUGUGAUCCUUUAAAGAGACAAUAAAAACUCUUGAUUUGAAAAAAAA
This is a messenger RNA of Budorcas taxicolor (takin), 717 nucleotides long. Its product is annotated as 60S ribosomal protein L9-like. Gene Ontology annotation, biological process: cytoplasmic translation. NCBI's taxonomy places the organism in Eukaryota, Metazoa, Chordata, Mammalia, Artiodactyla, Bovidae. Gene Ontology annotation, cellular component: cytosolic large ribosomal subunit; ribosome. Bases 39 to 617 code for a protein of 192 amino acids. Gene Ontology annotation, molecular function: rRNA binding; structural constituent of ribosome. The record is from RefSeq and is a predicted model, not a curated record. The transcript has a single exon.